Molecule: messenger RNA, 290 nt
Organism: Staurois parvus
Lineage: Eukaryota; Metazoa; Chordata; Amphibia; Anura; Ranidae
Source: the annotation of a GenBank genome assembly
GAGGAAAACAAGAAAAAAAUAUUCUGAACCAAUGGACUGCAGACAUAGUACAGGAAAUGACCAGAGACUGCAGACAUAGUACAGGAGAUGACCAGAGACUGCAGACAUAGUACAGAAAAUGACCAGAGACUGCGGACAUACUGCAGAAGACGACCAGAGGCUGCGGACACAGUACAGGAGAUGACCAGAGACUGCGGACACAGGACAGGAGAUGACCAGAGACUGCGGACACAGUACAGGAGAUGACCAGAGACUGCGGACACAGUACAGGAGGUGACCAGAGACUGCGG